UGUCAUACAUAUUAUUUCUGUUAUUUAACAUGUUUGUUUAAUUUGUUAAGUCUUUUCAUGAAUAAUGAGUACUGACGUUAACGAGGAACUAACGAGUUUGCGUUGCACACGGACAUUUUUUCAGGUGCAACAGGAAAGGUUCUGGUGAGAAGUUAUUUCUCUGUUCGUGUAUUAAAAGAGUUACGUGUACUAUAAGACUUGCUCGUAUUUGAGCAAAUAACUAAAGAUGUUUUUUCCAUUUGUGUUUUUAAGCAAAGGAUUAAGGAAGAUGUGUCUCAUUUUUGUGUUUUGAACGGGUAUUUCAAGGGAACUCAUUCCCUCUUGGUUAUGUGCAGCCAGCGAGUUUGACGGUGGUUUUCAUUGCCGGUUAAUGUGAUGACGGAGAAAUGGAUGACAAGGCAAUAAAUCCAUCAGUAAUCAGAACAACGGUGUCGUUUAUUUCCUGGAGGGAGUGAAAGUCAAACUCGAUUCUGCGUCAACGUUCCCGAACCUGCUCGUGCCCGGCCCAGAUACAGAUAAGCCCACGUUUACCGUUAAGGAUCUGCAGUUCAUCAGUGUUUCAUUAAGACGUCCAUAAGUCAGACACUUAAGUUUGUGUUCUGAAAAGUGACAAUAAGUUUGAACACUACAGGGGACUGCGUGUAACCUUAAUUAUAAUUGUGGUUUAAAUUGUAUAAGGGAAAUUUAUUGAUAUUGUCUAAAGAAAGUGUAAAGAAAACUUUAAAAGGGAAAAAUAAUUUUUUUUUUGGUACAUUUAAGCAAACCAACAUCUUUCACUUUUUUGAAGUUCAUUUAUUAUUAUAAGUUAUUAUUUUCAAAGAAUGUUUACUUUUAUGCAAUAUUACUAAACCUUUACAAUGUUUACUUAAUUGAGGGGUUGAACUAAAAGCAAUUGACAUAAUUUAAUUUGAUUGUUCAGAAAAAGAAAAGAAAAAAGGGCAGUUUAACUACACAGCUAAUUUUUAGUGUGUUCAGGCUAUUCCCAGAUAAUGUAAGAUGUCUCAAACGAGUGAAAGGGAACAAGUGUCAGGGAAUGCUACCAUUGUACAACAAGCAGUACAGCCUGCAGAACCUCGUAGAAGUGAAAGAGAUCGAACAUUAACAGAAAAGGGAAGGGAAUUUCAGAAGGAAAAAGUGAAAGGAUUAAUACUUCGCUUUGACAGUAUUUAUGAACGCUGGAAGGUUUUGACAAAGGUGGCUAAAAAAUCUGUAAUCAAACAAGAUCCCAGUGAUAUCCUUCAAGAACACAUUAAAGGUAUUCAAAGAGAAAAAUCAGAGCUGAACAGUGUUUAUGAUGAAUACCGACAAAUUGACACCCCAUCUCAUGACAUGAGGCGCAAGUUGGACAGAUGUGCAUCCAUUACCAGAAUUGUAAUACAGAAUGCACAAUCUCAAAUGCAAGGAAAGGAGGAAGAGAUUAUAUGGCCUGAUGCUUCAUCUGUAUUUGCUUCUUCAACCUCCAGUGUUUCAUUUCAGAGCAAUAAUUCUAAGUCCAUUCACUCUGCUGUAUCCUCAUCAAAAAGACAAGAAGCUGCUGCUGAAUAUGCACAUACACAGGCUGUAUUGAAGAUUAUGAGUGAGCAAGAAAGCCACCAAGCAGAACUACAGAGACUUGAAGCUGAGGAUAAGUUAAUAGUUGCAGACCAAGAAGCAGCUGCAUCAACUCGCCGCCUUCAAAGAGAAAAGGAAGAAAUUGAGCGCAAAAUAGAAAAAGAAAGACAAGAGGCUGCUCUGUUAAAGAGACAGCAUGAAGAAAAUGCUGCAAGAAAAAGGUCAGUUGAAAAUUUGAAAAGAGAGCUUGAGCGUUUGGAAGAGCUAAAGAAGCUUAACGCAGCCAAAGCAAAGCUUCAAGUGUACGAUGCAAAUGAGUUCUAUCCAACCCAAGACUUUGUACCACAAAACUCUGAAGGUGAGCUGCCUACAGAUCAGAUAAUCUGUCAAGCGAGUACUGCUGAUCAGCAUCAUCCACCACCGCUCCUAGAUGAGACUCCAAGAAGUGAACUUCAAAAUGACAUGCGAGAGCUGGUGAAGGCCUUAGCUGAAGCUAUGACAGCAAACAGGCUACCCAUUCCAGAGCCUUCAAUAUUUAGUGGAGAUCCACUCAAGUUUAAUCAUUGGAAAUCAUCAUUUCAGACACUUAUAGAGAAAAAGAAUAUUCCAACCUCAGAGAAAGUCUUCUUCCUUCAAAAAUAUGUGGGAGGAGCUGCUAGAGAAGCCCUAGAAGGUCAUUUUCUGGCUGGUUCAGAAGAUUCAUACAGUGCAGCAUGGGACCUGCUUAAUGAAAGAUAUGGCCAACCCUUUGUAAUUGCCAAGGCUUUUCGAGACAAACUACAUACAUGGCCAAAAAUAGCUCCAAGAGAGAGUGCUGAGUUGAGAAAAUUUGUGGACCUUUUACGCAGUUGCGAAAGUGCUAUGUCUAACAAUGACAGUCUCCACAUUCUUAAUGAUGGAGUUGAGAAUCAAAAACUUACUGCUAAGUUACCUGACUGGUUAAGCUCCAGAUGGAACCGAAAGGCCACACAAUAUCAACUUGAACACAGAAGGUUCCCAAGCUUCAGUUAUUUUGUGGCAUUCCUUUCAAUGGAGGCUAGCAUCGCUUGCAACCCCAUUACAUCUUUUCAUGCAUUACGGCAAGGUGAAUCUGAUAAAGCAAAGAUCAGGAGCCAGAACGUUAUGACCUCCAAGAACCAAACCGUAGGUGCCAAGAUCUUCACGACAAACACCAUUGAGAGGAAAAUAGACACAUGUGUGUUUUGCAAAAAAAACAGGACACAGCUUACAAAAAUGCUAUAAAUUAAGAGAGAAACCAGUUGCUGACCGCAUAAAAUUUAUGCAAAGUGAAAAGCUGUGCUUCGGCUGUUUGAGCCCUGGUCACCAGUCUAAGAGCUGCAGUAACCGGAUGGUCUGCGAUUCAUGCUCAAAGAGGCACCCCACAUGCCUGCACGAAGAACGUUCAAAAGGGGACCAAGAACCAAAGAAAGAAAAAUCUAAGGAAAGAUCUCAACCACAAGAUGUCACAAAGGAAACAACUUCUAACAGAGUCGUACAAGAUAUUACCAGUGCACAGACGUCAGCAAUAGUGCCUGUCUACGUGUCAAUGCCAAGUGAUCCAGACAAGGAAGUUCUCGUCUAUGCUCUGUUAGAUUCACAGAGUGACUCUUCAUUCAUUCUUGAUGAAGUGGCAGAUGUUCUUGAUACAAACACUGAACAAGUGAAGUUAAAACUAUCUACGAUGUCAUCAAAAGGGACAAUCAUUCACUGUAAAAGACUUAACAGCUUACAAAUAAGGGGCUUAUUUUCCUCUAAGAAGUUAACAGUGCCAACAGUUUACACACGUGACUUCAUCCCUGCUAAUCGCACACACAUCCCAGUGCCUGAGACAGCAAAGGCAUGGCCUCACUUGGAGCAUCUUGCUGACCACAUUGCGCCUCGAAAGGAUUGCGAAAUUGGUCUGUUGGUUGGGUACAAUUGCCCACAAGCUUUAAUGCCACGAGAAGUCGUUUGUGGGGAGGAAAGCCAGCCAUUUGCUCAGAAGACCGACUUAGGAUGGAGUAUAGUGAGUUAUGGUGACCCAGGAGAACACUACGGCGAUGCAAUUGGAGUAAGUCAUCGCAUCAUCGUAAAACAAGUCAUGCCUGAAGUGAAUGCAAUGGUCAAGCUUAAAGGAGAAGUCCACUAUGUUUGCAAUACGAAGGUCAGUGAAAUGGUCACUCCAGAUGACAUAAUUAAGAUGUUGGAAUCUGAUUUCAGUGAGAGUGUCGGAGACGAGUCAACCUUCUCUCAAGAAGAUCUACAUUUCAUGGCUAAAUUGAAAGACGGAAUCGGACAGAAGCAAGACGGACAUUUUGAAAUGCCCCUACCUUUCAAACAAGAUACACCAAAUCUACCAAAUAAUAAAUCAUGUGCUGUUCAACGCCUAAUGUCCUUGGAACGAAGACUUAGGAGAGACCAGCAAUACUGCACUGACUACUUGGGGUUUAUGAAAGACAUCAUUGCUCGGGGCUAUGCAGAAAAGG
Misgurnus anguillicaudatus (oriental weatherfish) is the source of this 4016-nucleotide messenger RNA. The record is from RefSeq and is a predicted model, not a curated record. Lineage: Eukaryota; Metazoa; Chordata; Actinopteri; Cypriniformes; Cobitidae.